AUGAAUAAAAAUUCAUCAUAACAGGAAGUUUACAAAAUCAUUUUAGUAGGCAAUUAAGGAGUAGGAAAAUCAUCAAUAUUACUCAGAUAUACUAAGGAUCUAUUCAAUAGAGAAUAUAAUGUUACAGUUGGGCUUGAGUUUGCAAGUAAAAAGGUGACUAUUCAUGAUAAUGCAUUGACUCUCUAAAUUUGGGAUACUGUAAUGUGCUUUAUUUAAAAAAACUCUAGGCAGGUUAAGAAGCAUUUAGAAGUAUCGCUAGAUCAUUUUAUAGAAAUUCUGCUGCAAUCAUAAUUGUAUUUAAAUUGACGAGGUUUAUUUUCUUAUAAAUAUAAAAGUCGUGAUUCUUAUCAAAGUAUUACAGGAUGGGCGAAGGACAUCUUAGAGAACAGUGACCAAGGAGUUGUAAUUUCUUUAGUGGGAAAUAUGAUUGAUUUGGAAGCAGAAAGAACUGUGACCAAAGAGGAAGGGCUACAAAAGGCUGAGGAAAUAAAUGCAUUGUAUUUUGAAACUUCUGCUGCAACUGGCUAAAAUAUUGAUGAUGUAAUAUUUAAAUCAAAUAAGGCGAUUAGAUUUUUAUCUAAACUCUAGAAAAAGUCUCAAAAUAACUCAAUUCUAUUAGAACUAAUUCUGAAUAAAAUGUUCGAGAUUCUAUAAUUUUGUCAUAAAAAUAUUCAUCGCAACCAGAGAUAAAUUAAAAACAAACUGAUAGCACUAAUAAAAGCUGUUGUUGA
Messenger RNA from Paramecium pentaurelia, 731 nucleotides. The record is from the annotation of a GenBank genome assembly. NCBI's taxonomy places the organism in Eukaryota, Ciliophora, Oligohymenophorea, Peniculida, Parameciidae.